GUUUCUGCUUUGGGACAGCUACACAUCUGAGUCCUUAACGUAGUUUUAUAUGUAGGACGUACAGAGGAGCAGGACCAUGCCCCCACGGCCGUCGUCGGGUGAGCUGUGGGGCAUCCACUUGAUGCCCCCAAGAAUCCUCGUGGAAUGUUUACUACCAAACGGGAUGAUAGUGACUUUAGAGUGCCUCCGUGAGGCCACGCUGGUGACCAUAAAGCAUGAGCUGUUUAAAGAAGCAAGAAAGUACCCCCUCCACCAGCUUCUGCAAGAUGAGUCUUCUUACAUUUUCGUAAGUGUUACCCAAGAAGCAGAAAGGGAAGAAUUUUUUGAUGAGACAAGACGACUUUGCGACCUUCGGCUUUUUCAACCGUUUUUAAAAGUAAUCGAACCUGUAGGCAACCGUGAAGAGAAGAUCCUCAACCGAGAAAUUGGUUUUGCUAUCGGCAUGCCAGUGUGUGAAUUCGAUAUGGUUAAAGACCCAGAAGUGCAGGACUUCCGGAGAAACAUCCUGAACGUCUGUAAAGAAGCCGUGGACCUUAGGGACCUCAAUUCACCUCACAGUAGGGCCAUGUAUGUCUACCCUCCAAAUGUGGAGUCUUCGCCAGAACUGCCGAAGCACAUUUAUAAUAAACUAGACAAAGGGCAAAUAAUAGUGGUGAUCUGGGUAAUAGUUUCUCCAAAUAAUGACAAACAGAAGUAUACUCUGAAGAUCAGCCACGACUGCGUGCCAGAGCAGGUCAUUGCUGAAGCGAUCCGGAAGAAAACUCGAAGUAUGCUGCUGUCCUCUGAACAGCUAAAACUCUGCGUCUUAGAAUACCAGGGCAAGUAUAUUUUAAAAGUGUGUGGAUGUGAUGAAUACUUCCUAGAAAAAUACCCUCUGAGUCAGUAUAAGUAUAUAAGAAGCUGUAUAAUGCUUGGGAGGAUGCCCAAUUUGAUGCUGAUGGCUAAAGAGAGUCUUUACUCCCAACUGCCCAUGGACUGCUUUACCAUGCCGUCCUACUCCAGGCGCAUCUCCACAGCCACGCCGUACAUGAACGGAGAGACCGCCACGAAAUCCCUCUGGGUUAUCAACAGCGCACUCAGAAUAAAAAUUCUCUGCGCUACAUACGUGAAUGUAAACAUUAGAGACAUCGAUAAGAUCUAUGUUCGAACAGGUAUCUACCAUGGAGGAGAACCCUUAUGUGACAAUGUGAAUACCCAGAGAGUACCUUGUUCCAAUCCCAGGUGGAGUGAGUGGCUGAAUUAUGACAUGUACAUUCCUGACCUUCCUCGCGCUGCUCGACUGUGUCUCUCCAUUUGCUCUGUUAAAGGCCGAAAAGGUGCUAAAGAGGAGCACUGCCCAUUGGCCUGGGGAAAUAUAAACCUGUUCGAUUACACCGACACUCUCGUAUCUGGAAAGAUGGCUUUGAAUCUUUGGCCAGUCCCUCAUGGGUUAGAAGACUUGCUGAACCCUAUUGGUGUUACUGGGUCAAACCCAAAUAAAGAAACUCCCUGCUUAGAGCUGGAGUUUGACUGUGUUGUGAAGUUUCCGGAUAUGUCUGUGAUCGAAGAGCAUGCCAACUGGUCUGUGUCCCGCGAGGCAGGAUUUAGUUACUCCCACGCAGGACUGAGUAACAGACUUGCUAGAGACAAUGAGUUAAGAGAAAAUGACAAAGAACAGCUCCGAGCCAUCUGUACCCGAGACCCCCUCUCUGAAAUUACGGAGCAAGAGAAAGAUUUCCUGUGGAGCCACAGACACUAUUGUGUAACUAUCCCUGAAAUUCUACCCAAAUUGCUUCUGUCUGUUAAAUGGAACUCUAGAGAUGAAGUAGCCCAGAUGUACUGCCUGGUCAAGGACUGGCCUCCCAUCAGGCCGGAGCAGGCGAUGGAGCUUCUGGACUGUAACUACCCAGACCCCAUGGUUCGAGGCUUUGCUGUUCGAUGCUUGGAAAAAUAUUUAACAGAUGACAAACUGUCUCAGUACCUGAUUCAGCUGGUGCAGGUUCUAAAAUAUGAACAAUAUUUGGAUAACUUGCUUGUGAGAUUUUUACUCAAAAAAGCAUUGACUAAUCAAAGGAUUGGGCACUUUUUCUUUUGGCAUUUAAAAUCCGAGAUGCACAACAAAACGGUGAGCCAGAGGUUCGGCCUGCUCUUGGAGUCCUAUUGCCGAGCGUGUGGGAUGUACCUGAAGCACCUGAACAGGCAGGUCGAGGCCAUGGAGAAGCUCAUCAACCUGACGGACAUUCUGAAACAGGAGAAGAAGGACGAGACGCAGAAGGUACAGAUGAAGUUUUUGGUAGAACAGAUGAGGCGGCCAGACUUCAUGGAUGCCCUCCAGGGCUUUCUGUCUCCUCUCAACCCCGCUCAUCAGCUGGGAAACCUCAGGCUUGAAGAGUGUCGAAUCAUGUCCUCGGCAAAAAGGCCUCUGUGGCUGAACUGGGAGAACCCAGACAUCAUGUCCGAGUUACUGUUUCAGAACAACGAGAUCAUCUUUAAAAAUGGGGAUGAUUUACGGCAAGAUAUGCUGACACUUCAGAUUAUCCGCAUCAUGGAAAACAUCUGGCAAAGUCAAGGUCUUGAUCUUCGAAUGUUACCCUACGGCUGUCUGUCUAUCGGUGACUGUGUGGGGCUCAUCGAGGUGGUGAGAAACUCUCACACCAUCAUGCAGAUCCAGUGCAAAGGCGGCCUGAAGGGGGCGCUGCAGUUCAACAGCCACACGCUGCACCAGUGGCUCAAAGACAAGAACAAAGGGGAGAUAUACGAUGCCGCCAUUGACCUGUUCACACGCUCGUGCGCGGGGUACUGCGUCGCCACCUUCAUCCUGGGGAUUGGGGACCGCCACAACAGCAACAUCAUGGUGAAGGACGACGGGCAGUUGUUUCAUAUAGAUUUUGGACACUUUUUGGAUCACAAGAAGAAAAAGUUUGGUUAUAAACGAGAACGUGUGCCAUUUGUAUUGACACAAGAUUUCUUAAUAGUGAUCAGCAAAGGAGCCCAAGAAUGCACAAAAACAAGAGAAUUUGAGAGGUUCCAGGAGAUGUGUUACAAGGCUUACCUUGCCAUCCGGCAGCACGCCAACCUCUUCAUCAACCUUUUCUCCAUGAUGCUCGGCUCUGGGAUGCCGGAACUGCAGUCUUUUGAUGACAUUGCAUACAUUCGAAAGACCCUGGCCUUGGAUAAAACUGAGCAGGAGGCUCUGGAGUACUUCAUGAAGCAGAUGAAUGAUGCACACCACGGCGGCUGGACGACAAAGAUGGACUGGAUCUUCCACACCAUUAAGCAGCACGCGUUGAACUGAAAGCUCGCCCUCUCGAUUCUACGUUGCACUGUUAACUGUCCAACAGGCAAAGACUGAUUGCAUAGGAAUUGCACAAUCCAUGAACAGCAUUAGACUACAGCAAGAACAGGAAUGAAAUACUAUAUAAUUUAAAUAAUGUAAAUGCAAACAGGGUUUGAUAGCACUAAACUAGUUCAUUUCAAAAUUAAGCUUUAGAAUAAUGCGCAAUUUCAUGUUAUGCCUUAAGUCCAAAAAGGUAAACUUUGAAGAUUGUUUGUAUCCUUUUUUAAAAAAUAAAAACAAAAAUUCCCAAAAUAUAUAGAAAUGAUGGAGAAGGAAAAGGAAUGAGGUUCUCUUGUCCUGCAGAUGUUCUGUUUUGAAAUGUGGACACAGAGGACAGUAUGAAUUAGACCCUAGGAGACCAGAGCUUAUGUUAAAGAAUGAGAUCGGAAAAGAAUGAGAGGUUCUGACCUUUCCACCACUGUUCAAUUCUUAGCUUGAAGUGGGUUAUUGGCUCCUUGUUUAAUGAAGAGCAAUGCUUGGGGUGGAAGGGACUCUUGAGAUUUCACCAGAGACAUUUUCUUUUUAAUAAAUCAAACCUUUGUGACAAUUUGGGGUCUUAUCUGCACAGUUUUGGAAGCAGUCACAAAUGAGACCUGUUCUAACGUGGCGUUUUAGUUUUUGUUUUCUGGACAGUAUUUACAAGGAUCUGAUUCUUAUUUCCUAGGGAAAUUCUGGGCUCCCACAAAGUAAAAACAAACAAAAAAGUAUAUUGUAGAAAAAGAAGGAGCAGGAAUAGUCCUUGUUCCAAAAUUGUACAGUAUUCAUCUUAAAUUGAUUUUUUCCUUCUUUUGCAAUCGAACUGAAUACAUUUUUCAUGCAUGUUUUCCAGAGAAUAGAAGUGAGUAUUAAUGUUAUUAAAAAGAUUAUUUUUUUUAUUAAAGGCUAUUUAUACUAUAGAAACUAUCAUUAAUAUAUAUUCUUUAUUUACAUGAUCUGCCCACAGCCGUGCGCUGUUUUGCACCCAGACGUACUUUCCGUAGCAGCGUGGACAGCUUUUCCCCUUGGUCUGUAGUGGAGGCUCGGGCACCAUCCGUGUACACGGAGCCAGCGUGUACUGCUUGAGGAAAACAGGUCAAACUGCGUCCCCUUUCAUUUCUUUUUCUGUUUUCACAUGAAUUCCCACCUUCUAUCCCUUUUUAUGUUGAGAAUGGCUCAAUCAUAUGAAAUUCACACAGUUUAGAUUAUCUUGUGGGUUACUUAAACCCCGCUACUGAAUUAUGCUCAUGAAUAAUACUUUAUAAUACGAGGGAAUAGAAACCAUGAACUUUUUAUCUUUUUAAGCUAGUUAUCCAUAUCUCAGUGGUAAAAGUAGGACAUUAAACCGUUUUAAGAUCAUGUCCCAUUUCCAGGUAGUCAGGGCUUACUCUCCAACUUCAUUAAUCUCAUUCAAGCACAGGACACGUUCUUAAACAUCUGAAAAUUAACCCAAGAUGCCGUGACUAAUACUAGUCGUCAUUCUAAAAGCCGAUAUUUUAACUCGUUUUUGAAAUGAGUGAUUAAUGUCCUAGGAAAUAGCUUUAGCAAAUGUCAAGGUGCCACACCGAGAAAAGUGCAAUAAUUUACUGACAGUUUUCUAGAGUAGGCAUGUUGUUGGAAAGCAGCUGUUCAGGGUGCACAUUGUGUACUCCAGUAAAACAUCACUUUAAAAUCCUCGUUUAUGAGAGCGGGCGCCUGUAGUAGAAGUGUGAAUAGUGAACAAGGGACUCUAAUACAAAUACUCAGUACCGGCCUAGAACCCUUAGAGGGUGUGAUUACAGGAGACCUCGGUACUU
Molecule: messenger RNA, 5088 nt
Organism: Tupaia belangeri chinensis (Chinese tree shrew)
Lineage: Eukaryota; Metazoa; Chordata; Mammalia; Scandentia; Tupaiidae
Gene: PIK3CA
Product: phosphatidylinositol-4,5-bisphosphate 3-kinase catalytic subunit alpha
Exons: 21
Coding region: 77-3274 (1065 amino acids)
Biological process (GO): phosphatidylinositol 3-kinase/protein kinase B signal transduction; phosphatidylinositol-mediated signaling; phosphatidylinositol-3-phosphate biosynthetic process
Cellular component (GO): cytoplasm; phosphatidylinositol 3-kinase complex, class IA; phosphatidylinositol 3-kinase complex, class IB
Molecular function (GO): 1-phosphatidylinositol-4-phosphate 3-kinase activity; 1-phosphatidylinositol-3-kinase activity
Source: RefSeq, a predicted model, not a curated record